This is a messenger RNA of Trichosporon asahii var. asahii CBS 2479, 1695 nucleotides long. RefSeq names its product zeta DNA polymerase. NCBI's taxonomy places the organism in Eukaryota, Fungi, Basidiomycota, Tremellomycetes, Trichosporonales, Trichosporonaceae. Gene Ontology annotation, cellular component: zeta DNA polymerase complex; nucleus. Gene Ontology annotation, biological process: error-prone translesion synthesis; double-strand break repair via homologous recombination. The transcript has a single exon. Bases 1 to 1695 code for a protein of 564 amino acids. Gene Ontology annotation, molecular function: DNA-directed DNA polymerase activity; nucleotide binding; DNA binding. The record is from RefSeq and is a predicted model, not a curated record.
AUGGUCACGCCUUCGAAACAGCAAGUCGGCCUGCAGAACGCGCCGUUCGCUGUGCCGCUAAUCCAUGAGCCCGAGUCCAAGUACUACAACCACCCGAUCAUCGUGCUCGACUUUCAGUCGCUGUACCCUUCGGUGAUGAUCGCAUACAACAUUUGCUAUUCCACCUGCCUCGGAAGAGUUGAGCAGUUCAAAGGCACAAACAAGUUCGGAUUCACCGAGCUCAAGGUCCCAGAUGGUCUCCUUGAACUUCUGAAGGACUACCUGACGGUCACUCCAAACGGCAUGAUCUUCGUGAAACCGGCUGUGCGCAAGAGUCUGUUGGCCAAGAUGCUUGGAGAGAUCCUCGACACGCGAGUCAUGGUCAAACAGGCCAUGAAGGGCUAUCGCGACAACAAGAGUUUGACCCAGAUGCUCAAUGCGCGCCAGCUUGGUCUCAAGCUCAUGGCGAAUGUCACAUAUGGCUACACAUCUGCGACCUACUCCGGGCGCAUGCCGUGCAUUGAGAUCGCCGACUCGAUCGUGCAGACCGGUCGCGAAACGCUGGAGAAGGCUCAGGAGCUCAUCAACUCCGAGGCGAAAUGGGGUGCAACAGUCGUCUACGGCGACACUGAUUCCUUGUUCGUCGCACUCCCAGGUCGCUCAAAGGACGAAGCGUUCAAAAUCGGUCACGAUAUAGCGGAUGCGGUGACCGCGAUGAACCCCAAGCCGGUCAAGCUCAAGUUCGAGAAGGUGUACAUGGGCUCGGUGCUGAUGGCGAAGAAGCGCUAUGUCGGCUUCAAGUACGAGCACCCGGACGACGUGGACCCGGUGUUCGACGCCAAGGGUAUCGAGACGAUCCGCCGAGAUGGCUUUCCUGCGCAGCAGAAGAUCGAGGAGAUUGCGCUCAAGAUGCUAUUCAAGAACCAAGACCUCAGCGAGAUCAAGGCGUUCGUGCAGGACGAGUGGCGUAAGAUUCUCACGGGACGCGUGUCGCUGCAAGACUUCAUCGUGGCGAAAGAGGUUCGCCUGGGAACGUACUCCGAGAAAGGUGUCCCUCCGCCGGGUGCAGCCGUAGCGUACCGGCGAAUCCUGAAGGACCCGCGCGACGAGGUCGAGUACGGCGAGCGCGUCCCCUACAUCAUCUCAGACAGCAGCACGGGCGGAAAGCGCCUGAUCGACAAGGCGCGCACGCCAGAGGAGAUGCUCUCGAGCAAUCUAGGCAUCGACAAGGAGUACUACAUCCGCAACCUGCUCAUCCCCCCGCUGUCGCGCAUCUUCAACCUCGUCGGCGCCGACGUCGAGCAGUGGUACGACAGCAUGCCACGCAGCAAGCGUGUGUCAACGUACGGUGCGAAUGGCGGCGGAGGCAGCGCCCGGACGACCCGCAUCGAUGCGCAUUUCCGCUCACGCCAUUGCCUCGUCUGCGGCGCCGAGAGCGGAGACGCCCUGUGUGCCGCAUGUCGGGACGAGCCUGCCGCAACGGCCCACGCACUCUUGAGUCGGCAACACGCAGCGCACUCCCGCCUCGCAGAGCUGCAGCGUAUCUGCGCCAGCUGCGCCGGCACGGGGCCAGCCGAGCGCGUGCUGUGCGACUCGAUAGACUGUUCGGCGCUGUACGCGCGCGCCCGUGCCGAGAAGGACGUGACGGACGUCGCGGACGUGCCGGCGCUCGUGGCCGAGCUAGAUCAGCAAGACACGCUGGACCUCGACUGGUAA